AUGGCUGCCGAAGAAGAGGAAGAAGAGUUGCUCGAUUACGAAGAGGAAGACGUCGCUAAAGCGACCACCCUAACGGCAUCAAAAGAUGGCGAAAAGAAAGGGGAAAAGAAUAAGAAAAAAGGGUACGUUGGAAUGCAUUCCACCGGAUUCCGGGACUUCCUCUUAAAGCCGGAAUUGCUCCGAGCGAUCGUGGAUUGCGGUUUCGAACAUCCAUCCGAAGUACAACACGAGUGCAUCCCGCAAGCGAUUCUCGGGAUGGACGUCCUGUGCCAAGCAAAAUCCGGGAUGGGAAAAACCGCGGUAUUUGUGAUUACGGUGUUACAACAACUCGACCCGUCACCUGGGGAGGUUGGCGCGGUGAUUAUCUGUCACACGAGAGAACUCGCGUAUCAAAUCUCGCACGAGAUGACUCGGUUUAGCGCGCACAUGCCGAACGUGAAAUGCGCGGUAAUUUACGGUGGGGUGAAUAUUAAGACGCAAAGGGAGGAGUUAAAAGCGAACAUGCCGAACGUGAUCGUGGCGACGCCGGGGAGGUUGAAGGUGUUGGCGCAAGAAGGGACGAUCAGUUUGAAGAAGUGCGCGCAUUUCAUCUUGGACGAGUGCGAUAAGUGCUUGGAGAAGUUGGAUAUGAGGGCGGACGUGCAAGAGAUUUUUAAGUUGACGCCGCACGAUAAGCAAGUGAUGAUGUUUACCGCGACGUUGAGUAAAGAAUUGAGACCGGUGUGUAAGAAGUUUAUGAACGAUCCGAUGGAGAUUUUCGUGGACGACGAGACGAAAUUGACGUUGCACGGUUUGGUGCAACAUUACGUCAAGUUGGAAGAGCAAGAGAAGAAUAGAAAGUUGACCGAUUUGUUGGACGCGCUGCAGUUUAACCAGGUUGUUAUUUUUGUCAGCAGUGUGGCGAGGUGCACGGCGUUGGAUAAGUUGAUGCAGGAGUGCAACUUUCCGAGUAUCGCGAUUUCGAGAGCCAUGUCGCAAGAGGAACGCUUGUUGAGAUACCAAAGUUUUAAAGACGGGAAUAAGAGAAUUUUAGUGGCCACAGAUUUAGUCGCGCGAGGUAUCGAUAUCGAGCGCGUGAACAUUGUGAUUAACUACGACAUGCCCGGGGACGCGGAUACGUAUUUGCACAGAGUUGGCAGAGCCGGUCGAUUCGGGACGAAAGGUUUGGCGAUCAGCUUCGUCUCGAGCUCGGAAGAUUCCGACGUGUUGAGCAAAGUGCACGAGAGAUUUGAAGUCAGCAUCGACGGUCUGCCGGAUGAGAUUGACACGAGCUCGUACAUGCCGUCCUAA
Molecule: messenger RNA, 1290 nt
Organism: Bathycoccus prasinos
Lineage: Eukaryota; Viridiplantae; Chlorophyta; Mamiellophyceae; Mamiellales; Bathycoccaceae
Product: ATP-dependent RNA helicase DDX39
Exons: 2
Coding region: 1-1290 (429 amino acids)
Molecular function (GO): RNA binding; ATP binding; RNA helicase activity
Source: RefSeq, a predicted model, not a curated record